GAGCUGCUGCUGCUGCUACGCUGUAGCGACUGUAUCGCUCACUACGAUACAGUUUCGGGCAGAGAUGUUGUCGGCUCUCCGGUCCUAUCUCCUACCAAUUAUCAAACUGUACCUUCUUGGUGUGAAGGUCCUGCUGGUUCAGCUUUUCAGUAGACGUUUCAUGUUGCCAGCGAUGCCGAGACAAGAUGGCAAGGUUGCCAUAGUGACAGGAGGAGCUAGGGGAAUCGGCUAUGAGGUAGUCCGCCACAUGGCCAGACUGGGGGCGCAUGUUAUCAUAGGUGGAAGGAAUGAGCAGGAGGGUCUGGCAGCCAUCAGGAAGAUCUGUGAAGAGUACAAAGAGGCCAAAGUGGAGUUCAUGAAACUGGACCUGGCCUCUUUGCAAUCUGUCCAUCAAUUUGUCCAGCGCUUCAAGGAGCAGGACCUGCAGCUUAACAUUCUGGUCAAUAAUGCGGGUGUCAUGCUGGUUCCAGAGGGCCAUACUGAGGAUGGAUUUGAGCUGCACUUUGGAGUGAACUACCUUGGCCACUUCCUCUUAACUUGGCUCCUCCUUGACACACUAAAAAAGUCUGGCAAAUGUGGUCAUUUCUCCCGUGUGGUCAACGUCUCCUCGUCUGCCCAUCACCUCGGCGAGAUCAGAAUAAAUGACCUGAACAGCAGCAAGUCUUAUUCAGCCCAUGCUGCUUAUUGUCACAGUAAGCUGGCACAGCUGUUAUUUAGUUCCCACCUCCACCAGCAGCUGGAGCAUGGUGGUUUCCCGCUGAGUUCAUGUGCUGUGGAUCCAGGCAUCGUGGACACGGCUCUCUAUCGCCACCUCUGGACGCCCCUCUGUUUGGCACACAGAAUUAUUGCUCGCCUGCUUUACAAGACUCCCUCUGAGGGCGCUGCCACUGUGCUGUACGCCGCUUUGUCACCAGACCUGGAGGGGGAGUAUGGCGGAGACUUCUGGGCCAACGGGCAAAGGGAGAUGACAACACCAACAACCUUUGACCCAAAACUACAGCUGAGCCUUUGGGGAACCAGCCUGCAGUUGCUGGGCCUGCAGUAGCAUGGGACUAAGGGACAAAUACAUGGACUAAUCCUCAAAAAAAAAAAAACCUACAUGAAGUAAGACUCCUAACCCAGGGGUCAUCCAGACACCUUCUAUCUCCUUCUUUUCUCAGAAUUUCCCCCCCAUCCAUACCUCACACCGAGUUGUUUGUAGCGAUUUAUCUAGUUAUUGCGGACAGUGAUUUAAAGUGAGGACCUCCAUUUUGUUCCAAACCCGCCAAAGAAGGGCUUCAGGGGAUGGAAGAUGUUUUUUUUUUUUUUUCACAAUGAGCAAACAGACAUAUACAUGCACAGUUACAAAACUAGGGCUGUCAGCAUUAACUUCUUACUGGCCAUCAGUGAAGGUCUGAAGCUAUUUUGUCCCUUUAGGCGCACCGUGGAUAAGCCUCCUCAGUGUCUCCCUGUAGUCCCAGUGGUGUAAGAGAACGACACUGCUGCAUCUUUGAAUGGCUCAUUUCACAGUAAAACGCUCUCCGACAGCUCAGUUGACGAGUCUCAAGUAAUAUCGACCUUAUGACAUCACACAUUUCACUUUUUAAUGUUCCUUUUAGCUGUUUUUAUUUAGUUUUUGAGCCAUAGUGAGUUCCAGUUUUCCGUGGUUAAAUUAAUGUCACCACCUUCGAUCUACCAGAAGGUCUUUACUUUAUUUCAAGAUAAAAGCACGGUUGAAUGAAGGUCUUUACUUUUUUUCAAAAUAAAAGCACGGUUGAAUUCAAACAGCAAGUUCUCUUAGCUUAAGUCAGAACAGAAAUUCAAAAUAGAAACCUAACAAUUAUAAUUUUUCAAUGAGAACUAAUGGAAUUAAACAUGCGAUUAAAACUGUGAUUAAAAAUGUCAAAUGGUUUGACAGCCCUAGUCCAAACAUAUGCGGGCGUUAUAUUGAUUUAGGAUUUUGCAGUAGCUACUGGGCAGACUGACAUUUAUUUAGAUAGCAGUUAUCAUCCAUCUGUAAUAGGUUUAUUUCCUGAUCGUAGCUAACUCAAGAUGUCUGUCCAGAAGAAAUCCUUGCACAGUGUCCUGUUCAAACACCUGCCUCACUCUGCCUUAAAGUCCUUAGUUUGGCUUUCAGUGAAGAAUUUCAUUAUUCUCCAGUGAAAAAUCAUGUUCCUGAGGAUUUUCCAUCCCAGAUUAAAAAUGUAGGCAAACAUAGAAAUGCUUUUUUUUUUGUCACAGAAAUACUACAAUUGAUAAACAAAAAACUCAUAACAACUAUGAUCGGAUUUUUCAAACCUCAGCCUGCCUCACGUUGGUGGGGGAAAUGUGAUGUCAUCUGACGGAUCACAAUGAUUUCUCAGAUUGUCUGACGAUGACGCUGGUUUGACUGAGGGCACUUUGAUUUGAACUACUUUUUACUGGUUUCCAAAUGAAUCCUCAUGUAGUGUUCUUUAGAAGGUGUGUUUUCUCUUUUAAAGGUGAAUUUUACUGUUUUACUGAAGUCGCCUGGAGAAAAAACACCAACUCCUCUUUCCCCCUUCCUUUGAACACACAGUUAUUCAACAGAAGACGUUCCUUCAGCCUGAUCAGGGAUUUGGAAAAAAACACUGAAAAAAGAGAGAUUCUUUGUAAAAGUUGGCCUGAAUUUGGUGUGAUUCCAGUAUAGACUGGUGAGUGAGGAGGCCUUUUGUGUUGUUCUGGGGACAUUUUAUUUUUGCUGCAUUCAUUUUCAGAAGCCAGGAUUUCCAGAUGUUUGUUCCCUUUUGUCUGCUCAGACACAGAAAGGGAAAGGAUGGGGAACCAACCACCACUUCACUCUGUCCCUGUUUUCCUUUGUGAUCUGUGUUAAUCGGUUUUACUGUGUCUGUGAUACGUGUGUACGUGUUUAAUACACAGGAGUUCAAUAUUUACUCAUGCGACAGACCCCAUUCAAGUUGAUGGAGAGCACAACAAUGGCAAGUCCUGGAGGAACAGCAACAGGACAGGGAGUGAGAGGAAAUGCACCUUUUUUUCAAUUACAAUACCUAUGAUUGGUUCCUCAUUGCUUCGUCGACACUUCCUCAAUUGGCGCGGCUCCCAGUGCAUUGUGGGAUUGAGAUUUCCCAGUGCUGAGAAUUAAACUCCAUCUGCUGAGCUGACAUACACAAACACACACUCGCUGAGAAAUACAGAAAGCAGUAGAUCCAGGCACGGGCUUAUCUAAACAAGCACACAACAAACAAACACUUCUGGUAGUCAUGCAGGAAAGUAUAUACUCUCGCGCACACACACACACACACACACACACACACACACACACAGCGCCAUAAUGCCAUCUCCACUGUGAUAAACCAUUUUAGCUGUGAAGAUGAAAGUUUUAUCUCAAAUUAACAAGUUUCGGCUAAAUAUUGUUCCCCACAUGCCAAGCCAUGGCUAUGUGAAUACUGCCACUGAGCAGCCAGCUUUCCUGAUCUGCCCUAUGUGAAGCGAUAGUAUCACUGUGGUGGCGAUCCAGCCGGUAGCAUAGAUAAAUACAGUCAGAAUACAGAAGGAGCCCUGACUCUGCCGGUGUCAUUUUAAAAGGCAACCUGAAAGAAAAUACUGUUUUUCAAGCAGUGUCCCAGUUCAGAGUCUGGAUCCCUCCGCCAACCAAAGGUCAGGCUGAUUCUUCUCCUCCCCCUCCCCCUUCAUGAGACAAAGGUCUACCCUCACAAAUAAAGCCUAAUGGGGCGUGUUCAGGCCGUUUUUAUGUCUAAGUCAUUGUAGGAUGUUGUCGUCAAAGAGCUAAAAACGUUUGCACUACAUGCUGUGACGUUUCAAGUCAACACAAGAUGAACACCAGGUUGAACAUUACACCAGGGCAAACGUUACUUCCAUUUCUAAAUGUUGCCUUGUGAUUUACUUGUCCUUGCUGCAAACAUUCAAGCUUCAUGCCUUGCUUCUGUUAUUUACAACCUGCGUUGGUCUUGUCCAUGUAACAUUUAAAUAAGUGAUUGAUCACCUUUACACAUGUUCCUGGUAAAUAUGACCUGACUACUAUGUGAAUUAAUGAGCUGACAAAGAUCGCUCUUCAACAGUGAAGCAGUACAUAAUGGAUUGUUGAAUCUUGAGGGGCAGAUGCGUCCUGCAGAUUUGGGAUGAAGAAAAAAAAAGGGCAGCUUUUCUUGGCCUGAUGGUCCAUCUUUGUACAAAUGCUUUAUCAUAUCAUCAUAUCAUAUGUUGGUGAUACAUAGAGAACAUUUGAAUACAGAUUCACCUGAAAAGCUCCAGAGGUCAUGUGGAUUGUUACACAUAAUGUAUGUUCAACUUAAUAACCUUGGCUUAACUCAUCUUGUAUUACUUGAUUUUUUAAAAAAUUUCGUGUUAAGGCGCAAGUUUGAAGACGUUUAGAAAAAAUCUGGGUCACAAUUACUGGAUCACAAAAACUUUUUAAAAUCAAAUGGACACCAGCGAACUUGCCUCUUUAAAAUGGAGUCACUCACUCCAAUGAGCCAAUCAGGGAUCGCUGUGUCAGGGAAUAUCGUCAGUCAUAAAAAUUAAAUUCAGUGUUGUCCUGAAUAUCUCUCUCCAGGUACAGGAGUGAAAUUUGUUUAAAUUUCCAAUACAGGCAAACGUUUUUUUUGUUUUUUUGAGUUUGAUGGUUAUCUCUGCUGUAGCACUUGUCUUGGGAUUAGAUAUUCCAUAAUGUAUUUUCAAACUUGGUCUUUGACCCAGUGUAGUCCAACUGCUUGGAAAGUGUUUAUCGCCUCAGUGCUUCCUUAUUCAACUCUGUGGUUCCCCCGAGGCUACUUUAAGGUACUGACUAAAUAACAGAACAGCAAACAACCAUACCUAGUCCCAUUUAAAUUCAAAUGCACCCACUACCCUUCAACAAAAUGAGAACACCAGCUUGGUUCUUGGCAGCGCCUUUUUUUUUUUUUUUUUUUUUUUUUUUAAGUACAAUGGUCCUGUGAGGGCUACAUCUUUUUUCCAAGAGCUAACAUGUUUCUCACAGUCCAGCUGCUACAGAAAAUAUAUAUAUAAAAAAAAAAACCUGAAAGAAAAUGAGAUGAGAACGUCACUGACUGUCUUUCCCAUCUGAGCACAAGAUUUUCCAAAGACGCAGCGAGGAGGAGAGUGAGGGUCUGUCCUGGUGUUCUUGUUGCGUCGGUGUGCAGAGGAGGGCUGCUAAAUUAUCAAUGAUUACCUUGUUAUAUAUUUAGCUUACUCCUCGAGCGUUCUACACAGACAGGACAACACGGUGAACUUUCCGAACUUGAACUGCAAAUAUAGAAAAAGAGCAACAACAACAAAAACAAAAAAAAUAAACAGCUCAAGUUAACUGUCUGUGAUAUUGUCUGUUUGUGAUUUACUCGUAUAUGAUCAUUUUAAAGUGUUGUCAUCACUGGACAUGGACCAGUGGAGCUGUAUUUAGACUGACAAUGUUCUAAUAGCCAUUUUUCUGUCCGACCUGGGGUGACAUUUAUAUUAAAUGCUUCAGUCCCAAGUUCUGCAAAUCCUAAAUGUGUAUAGGAAGAGAGAUAAUAUAAACAUGUAUACGAGGGGAAAGCCAGAUGAACUGAGUCCUUCCUCUGGUUUACACGGUAUCCUGCAGAUGAAGAUACUGACUUACAUCCAGUGUAAACACUCAGUCCAGCUGGGCCCCUUGAGAAUUUAUGAAAUGGGCAAUUUUUUUAUUUUUGUCAUGAUUUUGUUGUUGUUGAGAUACACAUCUUAUUGCUUUUGAUGUGCCUAAGAAGAAAAUCUCCCUCAUAAAUGUGUAACUGUGAAUUCUCAUGAAGAAAUGAGCUUGUAGAAACUGUGAUUACGUCUUGUGCAUUGCUGUAAGUUUUUUCUCUCUUUCGAGUGAUCGGAGUUGAAUGUGGGUGAGUGUGAGUGUGUGGGAGUGGGUGUGUAUGUGUGUGUCUGUCUAAAUAGGGAAGUUCAUGUCCAUGUUUUUUCGUCAAUGGUUGUGACAUUCCAACAGCAGCCACCACCUUUUCUAUUAUCCAAAGCCUCUCAAUAAACAUAUCAUCGUGCCAUUCUU
Labrus bergylta (ballan wrasse) is the source of this 5986-nucleotide messenger RNA. Its product is annotated as dehydrogenase/reductase SDR family member on chromosome X. NCBI's taxonomy places the organism in Eukaryota, Metazoa, Chordata, Actinopteri, Labriformes, Labridae. The record is from RefSeq and is a predicted model, not a curated record.